ACCGACUUAACAAAACUGGUGUUUGCUGACCAAUUCAUCCAGCUCAAAUCACUGCUCAGUUCGCACCAGGUGUACGGCAUUGGUGAGAACAAGGCCAAAUUCUUAAAAAGCACCCAGUGGCAAAUACACACACUAUGGAACCAUGAUAAGCCAGUCGCUGAUAACUUCCCGGAGUACGGUUCCCAUCCGUUUUAUCUGAACGUCGAGGACAACAGCACCGGUCUAUCGCACGGUGUGUUUCUGCACAACUCCAACGCUAUGGACCUACUGUUACAGCCGGAGCCGGCCAUCACUUGGCGCCCAAUUGGAGGCAUUUUAGACAUAUUUAUAUUUCUGGGUCCACACCCGGCAGAUGUUGCCCGAGAUUACGUCAGUCUCGUAGGUAAGCCUGAAAUGCCUCCCUUUUGGGGUCUGGGCUAUCAUCAGUGCCGGUGCUGUACUGAACCCAACACUCUGGCCAACCAAAAGGUGAUUACUGAGCGCACUAUAGCCGCCGGCAUACCCUUUGACACCCAAUGGAAUGCCAAGGAGUAUAUGGAGACUACGUUUAAUGAUUUUACGGUAGACCAGAACCGGUACAAAGGGUUUGGCGAUUGGGUCAGACAUUUGCACGAUAUUGGUAUGCAUUACGUGCCCAUUAUUGACCCGGGCAUAGACCCAGCUCAAAAAUCUGGUACAUACGCGCCAUUCGACGAUGGAGUGAGCAUGGACGUAUUCAUUAAAAAUCACACCGAUGGUUUAUUUAUUGGCCAUACGUGGCAAAAGUCGGGCAAAACAGUUUGGCCCGACUUUUCGCACCCAAAAUCAGCCGAAUACUGGACCAAACAGUACCGGGAGUUUCACAAACAGGUGCCCAUCGAUGGCUCCUGGAAUGAUAUGAACGAGAUCUCAAACUUUUUGGGCGGAUCUAUAACCGGGUGCCCUAAGGGUAACCCACUUGAGGCGCCUCCCUAUGUGCCAAAACAACUGAGUAAACUGCAAGACAUGACACUAUGCAUGACUGCUAAACAUCACGCCGGCGUUGACUAUAAUGUGCACAAUUUGUACGGCUUUUAUAUGGCUAUGGCUACCGAUGUUGCGUUGAAAGAGGUGCGACAAAAGCGGCCGUUUGUCAUAUCCCGGGCCACAUCGCCCGGUCAGGGCAAGUACUCCGGGCACUGGGAUGGAGACACCGAUACUGACUAUUCAAACAUGCAAUGGACUAUUGCUUCGAUUAUGAAUAUGAAUAUGUUUGGCAUACCGUUAGUUGGGGGCGAUAUAUGUGGUUUUCUGGGCAAAGCAGAAAACAACACAUUUCAUCAGGAGUUGUGCGCUAGGUGGUUUGAAAUUGGUGCAUUCUAUCCGUUUGCUAGAAAUCAUAACAUGAAGAAAAUGGACCAGGAUCCAGUGGCUCUAGGUCCAAUGGUCACUCGCGCGGCAAAACAAGCGUUGGAAACCCGAUACGCCCUGCUACCUUAUUUAUACACACUGUUUUACCAAGCCAAAAUGUACGCAGAAACCGUAGCUAGGCCACUUUUCUUUGAAUUUCCAGCCGAUAAACACACGUACGAACCGGCAGUGGCCGAGAGUCAGUUCAUGUGGGGCCAGGCAUUCAUGAUAGCGCCUGUAGUCGAACCCAAUGUGACCAAAAUCAAGCCCUACUUACCGGCGGGUAUUUGGUAUCCGUUUCAUUACCCCACGUUUGAUAAGCCUAUUGUGAGUAGCGGUCAGUUCAUGGAGUUUGACGCCCCGGUAGACAAAGUGAAUACAUUCUUAAGGGCCGGACAUAUAGUGCCGAUACUACCCGUCCAGCAGACAACCACUGCUAUGCAAAAGGAAAAGUUUAUCAUCCUGGCUUUUCUUGAUAAAGCAACUGCACAUGGUCAGUUAUAUUGGGAUGAUGGUGAUUCCAUAAACACAGUUGAGCAUGGACAGUAUACACUAGUUACUUUUGAUGUCACUAAUAAUACCUUGGUUACAAAACCAGAGCACAAUGGCUAUAAGGAUGUUGUAGUGGGCGAGAUAGAUGUGUUUGGUGUGAGUGCUAAGCCAACAACGGUGUUGGUCAAUGGGGUUGCUGCUAAAAAGUUUUCAUACAACCCAAUUGGGCAACAAUUGGCUGUAAGCGAGUUGGCUCUCAAUUCGGUGUCGUUUCGUAUAACACAUCUCUCGCCUAAUGUGUUGCGAAUACGUGUGACUGACUCUAAUCGCACCCGAUAUGAGCCCCCACUCCCGCAACUCAAUCUACCCAAACCCGUAGCCGUGAGUCCGCUCUAUUCACUCGACCCCAUCGAGCAUGGUGUUGUGACGAUAAGACGAAAAUCGACAAAAACAAUCAUAUUUCAAACGGACGUAACAAAGCUGGUGUUUGCUGACCAAUUCAUCCAGCUUAAAUCACUGCUCAGUUCGCACCAGGUGUACGGCAUUGGUGAACAAAAGGCCAAAUUCCUAAAAGAUACCCAGUGGCAAAUAUACACAAUAUUCAACCAUGAUCAACUUGUACAAGAAAAGCACCCGGAGUACGGUUCCCACCCCUUCCACCUGAACGUCGAGGACAACAGCACCGGUCUAUCGCACGGCGUGUUUCUGCACAACUCCAACGCUAUGGACCUACUGUUACAGCCGGAGCCGGCCAUCACUUGGCGGACCAUUGGAGGCAUUUUAGACAUGUUUGUAUUUUUGGGUCCCAAUCCGGCAGAUGUGGCCCGAGAUUACGUCAGUCUCGUGGGUAAGCCUGAAAUACCCCCGUUUUGGGGUCUGGGCUAUCAUCAGUGCCGGUGUUGUAGCGAACCCAGCACUUUGGCCGCCCAGAAGGUGAUCACUGAGCGCACGAUCGCCGCCGGCAUACCCUUUGACACCCAAUGGAAUGCCAAGGAGUAUAUGGAGACCACGUUUGAUGAUUUCACGGUAGACCAGAAACGGUAUAAAGGGUUUGGCGAUUGGGUCCGACAUUUGCACGAUAUUGGUAUGCAUUACGUGCCUAUUGUUGACCCGGGCAUCGAUCCCGUUAAUAAACCCGGUACUUACCCACCCUACGAUGAUGGAGUGAGCAUGGAUAUAUUUAUCAAGAACCACACCGAUGGUAUAUUUGUUGGCCACACGUGGCACACGAGGGGCAAAACAGUUUGGCCCGACUUUUCGCACCCGAACUCUACCGAAUACUGGACCAAACAGUUCCGGGAGUUUCACAAACAGGUGCCCAUCGAUGGCGCCUGGAAUGACAUGAACGAGAUUGACAACCAGAUUAGCCAAUCGAUACACGGAUGCCCUAAGGGUAACUCACUUGAGUCGCCCCCAUAUGUGCCAAAACAACUGAGUAAAAUGCAAGACCACACACUCUGCAUGACUGCCAAAUCGCACGCCGGAGUUGAAUAUAAUGUGCAUAAUUUGUAUGGCAUUUACGAGGCUAUGGCUACAGAUAAAGCGUUGAAAGAGGUGCGUCAAAAGCGGUCAUUUGUCAUAUCCCGGGCCACAUCGCCCGGUCAGGGCAAGUACUCCGGGCACUGGGAUGGAGACAUUGAUACUGACUAUUCAAGCAUGCAGUGGACUAUCCCUUCAAUUAUGAAUAUGAAUAUGUUUGGCAUACCGUUAGUCGGCGGCGAUAUAUGCGGUUUUCUAGGUAAAGCUGAAAAUAACACGUUUCAUCAAGAAUUAUGUGCUAGGUGGUUUGAGGUUGGCGCAUUUUAUCCAUUUUCCAGAAAUCAUAACACAAAGAAAAUGGACCAAGAUCCAGUGGCCAUGGGCACCAUGGUGACUCGAGCGGCCAAACAGGCACUAGAAACCAGAUACGCGCUACUUCCCUACUUAUAUACCUUAUUUUACCAAGCUAAAGUCAACGCUGACACUGUAGCUAGACCACUAUUUUUUGAAUUCCCAACCGAUAAGCACACAUACGAACCGGCAGUGGCCGAGAGACAGUUUAUGUGGGGCCAGGCAUUUAUGAUAGCGCCUGUAGUUGAACCUAAUGUUACAAAAAUUAAACCCUACUUACCGGCGGGUGUUUGGUAUCCGUUUGAAUACCCAAAGUUUGAUAAUCCUAUUGUGAGUAGCGGUCAGUUCAUGGAGUUUGACGCCCCGGUAGACAAAGUGAAUACAUUCCUGAGGGCUGGACAUGUGGUGCCGAUACUACCUUCUCGACAGACAACAACUGCUAUGAGAAAGGAAAAGUUUACCUUGCUCAUCUUUUUAGAUAAUUCAGGGUCAGCCCCAGUUACUGCCCAUGGUCAGUUAUAUUGGGACGAUGGUGAUUCAAUAGACCCUGUUGAACAGAAACAGUAUACUCUGGUUACUUUUGAUGCCACUGAUAGUACCCUGGUUACAAAACCAGAACAUAAUGGCUAUACUGGCGCUGUAUUGGUGGGCGAGAUAGAUGUGUUUGGUGUGAGUGUUAAGCCAACUACGGUGUUGGUCAAUGGUGUGGCGGCUAAAAAGUUUUCAUUCAAUCCCAUUGGGCAACAACUGGCAAUAAGUGAACUAGAACUUAAUAUGGGCACAACAUAUUCGGGUUAUAAAGUUCUUCACGUGUCUGAGGGCUCAGACCAUACGUUGGUAGAGCUCGAGCGCGAGACCCCAUCGGGAUUUCCCAACGAUAUAAAGUCGGUGUCGUUUCGUAUAACACAUCUCUCGCCUAAUGUGUUGCGAAUACGUGUGACUGACUCUAAUCGCACCCGAUAUGAGCCCCCACUCCCGGAACUCAAUCUUCCCAAACUCAUACCUAAAGACCCUCUUUAUACGGUUGACCCGAUCGAGCAUGGUGUUGUGACAAUAAGACGACAAUUGACAAAAACACCCAUAUUUCAAACGGACGUAACUAAAUUAGUGUUUUCCGACCAAUUCAUCCAGCUCAAGUCACUGCUCAGUUCGCAUCAGGUGUACGGUAUUGGUGAGCAAAAGGCCAAAUUCCUGAAGGAUACCCAGUGGCAAAUAUACACGAUAUUCAAUCAUGAUAAUCUUGUACAAGAAAAGCAUCCAGAGUAUGGUUCCCAUCCUUUCUACCUGAACGUCGAGGACAACAGCACCGGUCUAUCGCACGGCGUGUUUCUGCACAACUCCAACGCUAUGGACCUACUGUUACAGCCGGAGCCGGCCAUCACUUGGCGUACAAUUGGGGGCAUUUUAGACAUGUUUAUAUUCCUCGGUCCCAAUCCGGCAGACGUUGCCCGAGACUAUGUCAGUCUCGUGGGUAAGCCUGAAAUACCCCCGUUUUGGGGUCUGGGCUAUCAUCAGUGCCGGUGCUGUAGUGAACCGCACACUCUGGCCGCCCAAAAGUUAAUAACUGAGCGCACGAUCGCCGCCGGCAUACCCUUUGACACCCAAUGGAAUGCCAAGGAGUAUAUGGAACCGACAUUUGAUGAUUUCACGAUAGAUCAAGAUCGAUGGGCCGGGUUUGGCGAUUGGGUCCGACAUUUACAUGAUAUUGGUAUGCAUUACGUGCCCAUUAUGGACCCGGGCAUUGAUCCCGUUAAUAAGCCUGGUACGUACCCACCAUACGACGAUGGAGUGAGCAUGGAUAUAUUUAUCAAGAACCACACCGAUGGUAUAUUUGUUGGCCACACGUGGCACACGAGGGGUAAAACAGUUUGGCCCGACUUUUCUCACCCGAAAUCUGUCGACUACUGGACCAAACAAUUUCGGGAGUUUCACAAACAGGUGCCCAUCGAUGGCUCCUGGAAUGACAUGAACGAGAUCGCCAACGGUAUGAGCUCGUCGGUCAACGGGUGCCCAAAGGGUAACCCACUUGAGUCGCCCCCAUAUGUGCCAAAACAACUUAGUAAACUGCAACACCACACACUCUGUAUGACUGCCAAACAUUACGCUGGAGUUGAAUAUAAUGUGCAUAAUUUGUAUGCAAUUUAUGAGGCUAUGGCUACUGAUAAGGCUUUGAAGGAAGUGCGCCAAAAGCGAUCAUUUGUCAUAUCCCGGGCCACAUCGCCCGGUCAGGGCAAGUACUCCGGGCACUGGGAUGGAGACAUUGAUACUGACUAUUCAAGCAUGCAGUGGACUAUUCCAUCUAUUAUGAAUAUGAAUAUGUUUGGCAUACCGUUAGUCGGCGGCGAUAUAUGCGGGUUUCUGGGCAAAGCAGAAAACAACACGUUUCACCAGGAGUUGUGUGCUAGGUGGUUUGAGAUUGGUGCAUUUUAUCCAUUUUCCAGAAAUCAUAACACAAAGAAAAUGGACCAGGAUCCAGUGGCCAUGGGCACCAUGGUCACUCGUGCGGCAAAACAGGCGUUGGAAACCCGAUACGCCCUGCUGCCAUAUUUAUACACUCUUUUUUACCAAGCUAAAGUUAACGGCGACACUGUGGCUAGACCACUAUUCUUUGAAUUCCCAGCCGAUAAGCACACAUACGAAUCGGCAGUGGCUGAGCGUCAGUUUAUGUGGGGCCAGGCGUUUAUGAUAGCGCCUGUAGUUGAACCAAAUGUGACCAAAAUUAAGCCCUACUUACCGGCGGGUGUUUGGUAUCCGUUUGAAUAUCCAAAGUUUGAUAAGUCUAUUGUGAGUAGCGGUCAGUUUAUGGAGUUUGACGCCCCGGUAGACAAAGUGAAUACAUUCUUAAGGGCCGGACAUGUGGUGCCGAUACUACCAACUCGACAGACCACCACUGCUAUGAGAAAGGAAAAGUUUACCUUGCUCACCUUUUUGGAUAAAUCAGGGUCAGCCCCUGUUACUGCACAUGGUCAGUUAUAUUGGGACGAUGGUGAUUCAAUAGACCCCGUUGAACAGAAACAGUAUACUCUGGUUACUUUUAAUGCCACAGAUAGCACCUUGGUUACAAAACCAGAACAUAAUGGCUAUACUGGCGCUGUAUUGGUGGGUGAGAUAGAUGUGUUUGGUGUGAGUGUUAAGCCAACAACUGUGUUGGUCAAUGGUGUGGCGGUUAAAAAUCGGGCCCAGGAGUGUACAGGUGUUAGUGUCGACCAGCGUAUAGACUGCGCGCCCGAACGGACAGUCACUGAGGCUGAGUGUACGGCACGGAAGUGCUAUAAAUACAUACCGACAUGCUUUAUACCGAAGACUUAUUCGGUGGGUCACGUGUCUGAGGGCUCAGACCAUACGUUGGUAGAUCUCUCUCGCGAGACCCCAUCGGGAUUUCCCAACGAUAUAAAGUCGGUGUCGUUUCGUAUAACACAUCUCUCGCCUAAUGUGUUGCGAAUACGUGUGACUGACUCUAAUCGCACCCGAUAUGAGCCCCCACUCCCACAACUCAAUCUUCCCAAACCUGUAGCCGUGAGUCCGCUCUAUUCACUCGACCCCAUCGAGCAUGGUGUUGUGACUAUAAGACGAAAAUCGACAAAAACACCCAUAUUUCAGACGGACGUAACAAAACUAGUAUUUGCUGACCAAUUCAUCCAGCUCAAAUCACUGCUCAGUUCGCACCAGGUAUACGGCAUUGGGGAACAAAAAGCGAGAUUCCUGAAGGACACUCAGUGGCAAAUAUACACCUUAUUCAACCAUGAUAAACAUCCCAAAGAAAAGACCCCGUUGUACGGCUCCCACCCGUUCCACCUGAACGUCGAGGACAACAGCACCGGUCUAUCGCACGGUGUGUUUCUGCACAACUCCAACGCUAUGGACCUACUGUUACAGCCGGAGCCGGCCAUCACGUGGCGCACCGUUGGCGGCAUUUUAGACCUAUUCGUAUUCGUGGGUCCGGAGCCGGCGGACGUCAUCAGACAGUACGUGAGUCUCGUGGGUCGGCCUGAAUUGCCACCGUUUUGGGCGCUGGGCUAUCAUCAGUGCCGGUGCUGUACUGAACCGCACACUCUGGCCAACCAAAAGGUUAUAACUGAGCGCACGAUCGCCGCCGGAAUACCGUUUGACACCCAAUGGAAUGCCAAGGAGUAUAUGGAGCCGACGUUUGAUGAUUUCACUGUAGACCAGAACCGGUACAAAGGGUUUGGCGAUUGGGUCCGACAUUUGCACGAUAUUGGUAUGCAUUACGUGCCUAUUGUUGACCCCGGUAUUGAUCCCACUAUGAAAGCUGGCACAUACCCGCCCUAUGACGAUGGCGUGAGCAUGGACAUAUUUAUCAAGAAUCACACCGAUGGCAUAUUUGUGGGCCGAAUGUGGCAAACGUCGGGCAAAACAGUGUAUCCCGAUUUUUCGCACCCAAAAGCCACCGAAUACUGGACCAAACAGUACCGAGAGUUUCAUAAACAGGUACCUAUUGAUGGCUCCUGGAAUGAUAUGAACGAGCUUGCUAACAUUAUGGAUCAUCCCGACAAAGCAUGCCCAAUGAGCAACCCACUGGAGUCACCCCCAUAUAUACCAAAACAAAUGAGCAAGAUGCCUGAAAAUACCCUGUGCAUGACCACUAAACAGCAUGCAGGUGUUUUCUACAAUGUGCAUAACUUAUACGCUUUUUAUAUGGCUAUGGCUACAGAUGUAGCGUUGAGAGAAGUGCGCCAAAAGCGACCGUUUGUCAUAUCCCGGGCCACAUCGCCCGGUCAGGGCAAGUACUCCGGGCACUGGGAUGGAGACACUUUCACCGACUAUUCAAACCUCCAGUGGACUAUCGCUUCUGUAAUGAAUAUGAAUAUGUUUGGCAUACCGUUAGUCGGGGGCGAUAUAUGCGGUUUCACGGGCUCGGCAUCGAACAACACGUUUCACCAGGAGUUGUGCGCUAGGUGGUUUGAGAUCGGUGCGUUUUAUCCGUUUGCCAGAAAUCAUAACGAGAAGAAAAUGGACCAAGAUCCAGUGGCUAUGGGCACCAUGGUCACCCGGGCGGCCAAGAAAGCGCUGGAAACCCGAUACGCCCUACUACCUUAUUUAUAUACCUUGUUCUACCAAGCUAAAAUCAAUGCCGACACUGUAGCUCGACCGGUAUUUUUUGAAUUCCCCGCCGAUAAACACACGUACGAACCGGCAGUGGCCGAGAGCCAGUUCAUGUGGGGCCAGGCAUUUAUGAUAGCGCCUGUAGUUGAACCCAAUGUGACCAAAAUCAAGCCCUACUUACCGGCGGGUGUUUGGUAUCCGUUUCAUUACCCUACGUUUGAUAAGCCUAUUGUGAGUAGCGGUCAGUUCAUGGAGUUUGACGCCCCGGUAGAGAAAGUGAAUACAUUCAUAAGGGCCGGACAUGUGGUGCCAAUACUACCCGUCCAGCAAACAACCACUGCUAUGAGGAAAGAAAAGUUCAUCAUCAUGGCUUUUCUGGAUAAAGCCGGAGCCCAUGGUCAAUUAUAUUGGGACGAUGGUGAUUCAAUGAACACAGUUGAGAAUGGACAGUAUACCCUGGUUAAUUUUGAGGCGACUAAUAAUAACCUCAUUAUAAAACCAGUACACAAUGGCUAUACUGGCGCUGUAUUGGUUGGCGAGAUAGAUGUGUUUGGUGUGAGUGUUAAGCCAACAGUGGUGUUGGUCAAUGGUGUGGCGGCUAAAAAGUUUUCAUACAACCCCAUUGGGCAACAAUUGGCAGUGAGUGAGCUGGAGCUUAAUCUGGGUGUAGAAACACAUUUAGUUGAAUGGAAAUAA
Molecule: messenger RNA, 9450 nt
Organism: Medioppia subpectinata
Lineage: Eukaryota; Metazoa; Arthropoda; Arachnida; Sarcoptiformes; Oppiidae
Source: the annotation of a GenBank genome assembly